Messenger RNA from Hypomesus transpacificus, 1689 nucleotides. RefSeq names its product natterin-4-like. NCBI's taxonomy places the organism in Eukaryota, Metazoa, Chordata, Actinopteri, Osmeriformes, Osmeridae. The transcript is spliced from 3 exons. Bases 31 to 1509 code for a protein of 492 amino acids. The record is from RefSeq and is a predicted model, not a curated record.
UGGGGAGAAACAGACAUCGAUAAGAGAGAAAUGAAGAAACAAAGCAUGAACCUGCCAGCCUUGGUCAUCUGUGCUUUUCUGCUGAAGAGCAUUGUUGCUGAGGACGAUGAUGGGUCCCCAAAGCUUUCCAACGAGACUGUCACUCAAACCGUCACCAAGACAGUGGUGACCACGGUAGAAGCAACACAGCCUCCCCUGAUGAUGGGUCGAAUCGAAUCAGUUAGUUUAGUUCGCCUCUACACUACGGCUAACGUGUCCCUGAAAAGGGUGGAAUGGUCUGGCUCUCUGCCUCAGAGGGCUGUGAAGGUCGACAUCAAUGGAACAGGAGAAGAGGACUACAUCUGUGCUCCUCGUACUGGCUGCAACAUGACCACUGGCUUCUACAGCCCCUCCAAAGGCCCAUUCUGCUUUCACACCUGCGAUGGGAAGGAGGACAAAUCCUCAGAGUUUGACAUACUCGUCGAUGAGUUGAAAAGCACCGUUGCUGAGGACGAUGAUGGGUACCCAAAGCUUUCCAUCAAGCCUAUCACUACAAGCUCCACCAAAACAGGGGAGACCACGGUAGAAGGAAAGCAGGCUCCCUGGGGGAGGGCUCGACUCAGAUCAAAUAGUAGAGUGAAUAACAAGGACAACAUGUUCCUGAAAUGGGUGCGAUGGUCUGGCUCUCUGCCUCAGUGGGCUGUGAAGGUCCACAUCCCUGGAACAGGACGAGAGGACUACAUCUGUAGCUUUGAUAUGGUCAGUGGUUACUAUAACCCUUCCUUAGGCUCAUUCUGCUAUGGCUCCUACCUAGGAAGAGACAAAAAAUACUCAGAGUUUGACAUACUGGUCAACGAACAAAACUUGGAGCUGUUGGAGUGGAAGGCUUUCGCACCUAAAUACCUCAAGAACGGAGUGCCAGCGGAUAAAGACAGUAACAACGCGAGUAGACACAGUGAGGAAAAUUGUGAAAUUCUGACACUGCAAACAGGCCAAUCAAAGACGAGGAUUCAUAACAUUGAGUACCACAUUGAUGAUCUGGCCAUGCUUUCCCAACAACCCACCGUGUUCAAUCAGAUGAGAGUGGAGAACCAUAACUGCAGAGACAUAGACCAGGAGGUGCAUCUGGAGGGGAGCACAGAGAGACAGAGUUCCUGGGAGACGAGCAUCUCCAACAGCCUGACUCUCUCUGCCUCCAUAGAAGUUACAGUACCGUUCGUCUCUGUCUCUGCAGGAGUUGAAUACUCAAACUCCAAAACUCUCACCAACGGCAACUCUCUCACUGAGACCGUCUCUCACUCUCUCACCGUGAAAGUCACCGUCCCUCCCAACCACUCCUGUGUGGUGAAGAUGGCAGGGAAGACGAACAAGUUCGACAUCCCGUACAAAGCUCAACUCUCCAGGGAGUUUACCGAUGGGAGAGUCCAUACCAUCCCAGUGUCUGGGACGUACAAAGGUGUCCAGGUGGCGGAGAUGCAUGCUGUGGCAGAGCGCUGCCUACCCCUCCCCAAAGCCAAGCCCUGCCCGUAACCAACAGCUAUAUACCAUCCUAAAUCUGAUGUUUAGCAAACUAACAGUCACAUGAAAUACUGUAUGCUUAGGACCUCUUAAAAUACUGAUUGAUUGAUUUUCCCUGACAACUUCUGAUUGAUGACUACUCUUGUUUAAUUGAAUUUGAACCUAAUCACAUAUUAAAGACCAUUCUUUCUG